Messenger RNA from Dalotia coriaria, 1047 nucleotides. RefSeq names its product probable pseudouridine-5'-phosphatase. Gene Ontology annotation, molecular function: phosphatase activity. Lineage: Eukaryota; Metazoa; Arthropoda; Insecta; Coleoptera; Staphylinidae. The record is from RefSeq and is a predicted model, not a curated record.
CUCGAAUAAAGCUCGGCGCGAUAGUCUGAUGGAAUUGACGCACGUUACGCGUCGAUUUGGGGUCCCAAAAGCAGCGCUCGACGCAACAUUUCAGCGUGCGUUCUCGGCUCGGCGUUUGCGAGCGUGUCGCGUGUUUGACCGCCAUCCUUCACCACAACACGGGAAUUGCAUCGACAACUGCAAGGAUGAAUCGCGUGGGUGUUACCAAGACCUUCAAGAAGGUGACGCACGCUAUCUUCGACAUGGACGGGUUACUUUUAGACACGGAAUCGAUGUACACGGAGGCAACGCAACAGAUCAUAGGGGAAUAUGGCAAGACAUUCACAUGGGAUGUUAAGGUCCAGUUAAUGGGUCUCCAGGGUUCGGAGUCCGCCAAACGGAUUGUCGAAAUCUACGACCUGCCCAUCACAUGGGAGGAGUAUGCAGAACGCGCGACCAAGCUCUACGAAGUGAUCAUGCCACGCGCGGCACUAAUGCCAGGUGUGGAGCGUUUGAUUAAGCAUCUGUAUAACAACAACGUCCCCUGCGCGGUGGCGACAUCCUCAAGUGGCCCCAGUUUUGCAGUCAAGUCCAAAUGCCAUCAGGAAUUCUUUGGCAUGUUCAAACAUAUUGUAACAGGUGGUUCUGAUCCAGAGGUCAAACAUGGUAAACCAGCCCCUGAUAUUUUCAAAUUGGCGGCUGAUCGCUUUGUGGAGCGACCCAAGUAUGAAGAGUGCCUUGUUUUUGAAGAUGCGCCCAAUGGUGCAGGGGCUUUAGCUGCUGGUAUGCAAGUUGUGAUGGUCCCUGAUGAACACACUGACCCUAAACUCUGCAAAGAUGCUACAAUUGUUCUAAAAUCUAUGACGGAAUUCCAGCCGGAAUUAUUUGGACUACCAGGAUUUCCAAAUAAAUGUACUUGUUAACAUAGGCUCAUCUUAAUUUCUACCAUGAACAUAGAGGCAUUGUGUGUAACUAGUAAAUUAUAUAUUUAGCAAUAAGUAAAUCAAAUUGUUGACUAUAUUUUCAUUUCAUGGAUGUGAUCAAUAGUAAAUUAACAUGCACCAGAAA